Messenger RNA from Rhagoletis zephyria (snowberry fruit fly), 699 nucleotides. The record is from RefSeq and is a predicted model, not a curated record. Lineage: Eukaryota; Metazoa; Arthropoda; Insecta; Diptera; Tephritidae.
AUGCUGUGUGAUCUACUAAAGUCGGCCGUCGAGGGCGAUAACAUCUACCUCUUUGUGCCCAACCUGAUCGGCUACGCUCGCAUCAUCCUGGCGCUGCUCUCCUUCUACACCAUGCCCUACUACCCCACGCCGACGUUGAUCUUCUACUUUUUGUCCGCCUUUCUGGACGUCUUUGACGGCUACGCCGCCCGCUACCUGAACCAGUCGACCAAGUUUGGCGCCCUGCUCGACCAGCUGACGGACCGCAUUGGAACGCUGUGCUUGAUUUUUGUUCUGGGCUACUUCUACCCGAAGUACAUGUUCUGGUUCCAGCUGUCGGUUGCCAUUGACAUUGCUAGCCACUGGAUUCACACGCAGGUCUCCCUGAUGACGGGCAAGACCAGCCACAAGACGAUUGACCUGAAUGAGAAUCCCAUUCUGCGACUGUACUACACCAAUCGCAUCGUGCUCUUCUCCUUCUGCUUCGCCAAUGAAGUCUUCUACUUUGCGCUCUACAUGCUCUACUUCUACGAGGGACCGAUUGUGAUCGGCAGCGUGGGCUUCUGGCGACUGUGCGUCUACCUCUCCGGUCCAGUGUCGGCGGCAAAGACGGUGAUCAGCGUCAUUCAGAUGGUGGCUGCCUGCAUGAACUGCAAAGAAAUCGACAUGGCAGAGCGUCGCGCGGCGGCUGCAGCGGCAAAGGCCGCCAAGGCCAACUAA